Messenger RNA from Hyaena hyaena (striped hyena), 7083 nucleotides. RefSeq names its product nebulette (gene NEBL). Gene Ontology annotation, biological process: cardiac muscle thin filament assembly. The coding region runs from base 1 to 3042 and encodes 1013 amino acids. The transcript has 28 exons. The record is from RefSeq and is a predicted model, not a curated record. Gene Ontology annotation, molecular function: actin filament binding. Gene Ontology annotation, cellular component: focal adhesion; Z disc. Lineage: Eukaryota; Metazoa; Chordata; Mammalia; Carnivora; Hyaenidae.
AUGAGGGUGCCUGUAUUUGAGGAUGUAGGAGAUGAAGCUGAAGAGGAAAAAACAGGGGAAGAAGAAAAUGAAGAAGACAUGGUAUUCUUUAAGCCUGUUAUUGAAGACCUAAGCAUGGAAUUGGCCAGAAAAUGCACCAAACUCAUUAGUGAUAUUCAUUAUAAAGAAGAGUAUAAAAAGUCUAAAGGCAAGUGUACGUUUGUGCCUGACACGCCCAUGCUAAACCAUGUAAAAUAUAUUGGUGCUUUUAUUUCUGAGGCAAAAUACAAAGGUGCCAUUAAGGCGAAUCUUUCCAAUUCUCUAUAUAAGCAGAUGCCAGCCACAAUCGAUAGUGUAUUUGCAAGAGAAGUUACCCAGCUUCAGAGUGAGGUUGCUUAUAAGCAGAAGCACGAUGCUGCCAAAGGAUUCUCAGAUUAUGCCCACAUGAAGGAGCCGCCUGAGAUCAAACAUGCCAUGGAGGUCAAUAAACACCAGAGUAAUAUUUUUUACAGAAAAGAUGUGCAGGACACCCAUAUGUAUAGUGCGGAUCUCAACAGACCAGACAUCAAGAAGGCAACAGAGAUCUCCAAGAUCAUAAGCAAUGCUGAAUACAAGAAAGGACAAGGAGUAAUGAAUAAGGAGCCUGCUGUAAUUGGAAGGCCAGAUUUCGAACAUGCUGUGGAAGCUUCUAAACUUUCUAGUCAAAUUAAAUACAAAGAAAAAUUUGAUAAUGAAAUGAGGGAUAAGAAACAUCAUUACAAUCCUCUUGAAAAUGCUUCUUUUAGGCAAAGUCAGCUUGUCACCGCACUGGUGAGCGAUGUGAAGUACAAGAAAGACUUUGAAAAUAUGCAUGACCCAGUCUCAGAUCUCCCAAACUUGUUUUUAGACCAUGCUUUGAAAGCCAGCAAAAUGGUCAGCCGACAAGAGUAUAGAAAGCUUUUUGAGGAAAACAAAGGAAUGUAUCAUUUUGAUGCGGAUGCUGCGGAACACUUGCACCAUAAAGGCAAUGCCACGCUCCAGAGCCAGGUCAAGUACAAAGAAGAGUAUGAGAAAAAUAAGGGGAAGUCCAUGCUUGAAUUUGUUGAGACACCGUUGUAUCAGACUUCAAAGGAGGCUCAGAAGAUGCAGAGUGAGAAAGUUUACAGAGAGGAUUUUGAGAAAGAGGUUAAAGGAAGGUCAUCACUAGACUUAGACAAGACUCCAGAAUUUUUACAUGUAAAGUACAUCACCAACCUUCUGAAAGAGAAGGAAUAUAAAAAAGAUUUGGAAAAUGAAAUAAGAGGGAAAGGAAUGGAACUUAACUCAGACGUUCUCGAUAUUCAGAGAGCAAAACGUGCAUCUGAAAUGGCGAGUGAGAAAGAGUACAAGAAAGACCUGGAGUCAAAAAUUAAAGGGAAGGGAAUGCAAGUUGGCACCGAUACUCUUGAAAUACAACAUGCCAAAAAAGCUUCAGAGAUCGCUAGUCAGAAAGACUAUAAGAGAGAUCUGGAGACUGAAAUAAAAGGGAAGGGCAUGCAAGUGGGCACAGACACUCCUGAUAUCCAGAGAGCGAAGAGAGCAUCCGAAAUGGCCAGCCAGAAAGAAUAUAAAAAAGACUUGGAAAAUGAAAUUAAAGGGAAAGGGAUGCAAAUGACAAUGGACAUCCCGGACAUGCUUCGAGCCAAGAGGGCGUCAGAGAUCUAUAGCCAGAAAAAGUAUAAAGACGAAGCAGAGAAGAUGCUUUCUAACUAUUCUUCAGUGGCAGAUAAUCCCGAAAUGCAGAGAGUCAAGAUAACUCAACAGAACAUUAGUGAGGUAUUUUAUAAGAAAGAAGUAGGAGCUGGCACAGCAGUAAAAGAUACUCCAGAGACUGAACGAGAGAAGAAAAAUCAGCAGAAUAUUAGUUCAGUGAAGUACAAAGAAGAGAUGAAGCAGGCCACAGCCAUUCCCGAUCCCCCAGAGCUAAAGAGAGCCAAAGAAAACCAGAUGAACAUCAGCAAUCUCUGGUACAAAGAGCAGUGCCACAAAGCCACGCCCAUGAGCAUCACGCCAGAGAUGGAGAGGGUGAGGAGAAACCAGGAGCAGCUGAGUACGGUAAAAUACAAAGGAGAGGUUAAACAGGCAACUUCAAUUUCUGAUCCACCGGAGCUGAAGAGAGCGAAAGAAAACCAGAAGAACAUCAGCAAUGUUUCUUAUAAAGGUCAGCUGGGAAGAGCCACAGCUUUAAGUGUAACUCCUGAAAUGGAAAGAGUGAAGAAGAAUCAAGAAAAUAUCAGUUCGGUAAAAUAUACCCAGGACCAUAAACAGAUGAAAGGUAGACCAAGUCUGAUUUUAGAUACGCCUGGUCUGAGAUAUGUCAGAGAAGCACAAAAUCAUAUUUCAAUGGUAAAAUAUCAUGAAGAUUUUGAAAAGACAAAGGGCAGAGGCUUCACCCCUGUUGUGGAUGACCCCGUGACAGAGCGAGUGAGGAAGAACACGCAGGUUGUCAGCGACGCGGCCUACAAGGGUAUCCAUCCUCACAUCGUGGAGAUGGACAGGAGACCUGGAAUCAUUGUGGACCUCAAAGUUUGGCGCACAGACCCUGGCUCCAUCUUCGACAUUGAUCCCCUGGAAGACAAUAUUCAGUCUAGAAGUCUCCAUAUGCUCUCUGAAAAGGCGAGUCACUAUAGGAGACACCGUUCUCGAUCUCAUUCGAGCAGUACUUUUGGGACAGGUCUGGGAGAUGACAAGUCAGAAAUAUCCGAGAUUUACCCCAGCUUUUCAUGCUGCAGUGAGGUAACCAGGCCAUCGGAUGACGGAGCUCCUGUUCUUCCUGGAGCCUAUCAGCAAAGCCAUUCUCAAGGCUAUGGGUACAUGCACCAGACCAGCCUGUCAUCCAUGAGGUCAAUGCAGCACUCACCAAAUCUAAGGACCUACCGAGCCAUGUACGAUUACAGUGCCCAGGAUGAAGAUGAAGUCUCCUUCAGGGAUGGCGACUACAUCGUCAACGUGCAGCCCAUCGAUGACGGCUGGAUGUACGGCACGGUGCAGAGAACUGGGAAAACGGGGAUGCUCCCAGCGAAUUACAUCGAGUUUGUUAAUUAAUUAUCUCCCAUUGUCUUUGAGCUUUACUCUAAUGUAUACUAGAUCUAAUCUUUUUAAAGGAUAGAAGAUACUUUUAAGACACCGUGGCAGUUAUUUUAUGAUAAUCUCUCUCUACUUUGACAAUUAGACACGCAGGUGCCAGGAGGAGGGAAUGACUUCUGGGCUGAAAACAGCAGCAUUUUCAGGAAUUCCUGUAAACAGAGUCUGUAGGUCUGGAGACCCUGGUGCUGCUAAUUGUGUUAAUGGUUUCCUUUGAUUGGCUUUCAAACACUUCUGGGAAAUGUAUUUUUGUAGACUUUAAUAGAGAUGUUGAGUGUCCCUUAAAUGUAACGAGUCUCUGAAACUUCCUAGCUGUCACUUUGGAGUUUACCAGAAGCCAAUUCUCUUAAUUCCGUAACACAGCCAAUAAUUUAAAAACCAGUUCACUUUUGACCCAUUAGGGAAUUUCCAAUUGAAGUGAAAAUUGCCUAAUGUAAUAGACGUAAGCAGUGGCAGAAUGACAGUUUGGUGGAAAUUAUACCGACUGGUGGCCUCAGGGACCUAGAAACUUCUACCGAACAAAGACAUUUCCUUGUUCCCUAGGCUGACUGGGGUCUGGUUAUUUCUCAUGUGUACCAAGGGAUAUCCUUCUCUCCAUUUGCAUUCUGUGGGCCCAAGUCUACGCUUGACUCCACAGAAUGUCAGGACCAAAUGAUGUCACAGCUACUCUGUCUGCAAAGGACAAAGUGUAAGUUCAUCUCUGUUAUUUCCCCUAGUAGCUUCUACCCUGUUGCAUGUCACGUAGGUUCAGGCUUCUGUAACAUAGGCAGCUGCACUGCCCAGCGCUGUUAUGAAAGCAAAACCUGUGGCUGAUAACCUAACGGCCCCUCCCUCUAGCCGCCAGCUCAUCGGAAAAACAUCUUUUGAAAAGUUGCUUGAGAUCCUCCUACUGCCCCGCACUCUAGUUUCGAAGGAUUCACACCCUUAGGAAAUAGAUGUCUACUCUAGCAAAUAAGUGAUUUAGGUGUUUACUGAGCAACUUUCAUUAACUUAAUGCCACUGUUGAUUGAAAAGUAAAGAAAACGGAAUAGGAGCAGGUGACAGCAAAGUCACUAGAGACGACGAGUGAGCAAAAAGUCCCCCCCUCCACACAGAUACCAUCUGGUCUCCUAUUUUGGAAACUGGUAUUCCGACCUGGGAAUGGAAAUCUAACCAUCGAAAGUGCUUAAUGAAAAGACUUCCUUUCUACUUUCUUCUGGUUUUUCUUUCCGAAGAGGGGGAGCUGAAAAUGCCAGCAGAGAUUUUAGGUAUAGACCCAACAAGGUUAUUCACUAAAAAAAAGUAACUGUUGUCCUGUCUUGAGUUUCAAAUGAGAGACCCUGCAGUCUCUACCUGAAUUCACAGCCAUGUCACGGCCCUUGCUGGUGGCUCACGAAGGUUCGCCUGUGGUCGGUCCAGUCGAGAUCACUGGAGACAUGAACGCCCAUCAGCGACUCUGUGUUUUUCUGAUGGGUUCAGACGUGCAGCAGGGUAGCGUUUUUGGAGGGCCUGUCUCUGUAGUUGUGAUGUAGCUGAAAAAGCCAAGUUUAAAAAAUGUGACAAAAUGUAUGGGUCUUGGGAAGAUCUCCCUUCUAUAAUAUAGGCAAAGAAAUUAACGAAACAUCCUGUGAAAUACCUUUUUUUUUUGAAGUGUUUAGGAGUCCAAAAACAAAUGCUAAUUCAUUUAUACUUUUGAAAGGUUAAUGCAUACUUUUGAACAUCUAUAGUUCCAUUCGAUCCAGCUAAAAGGGCAACUAAAGCUUUGUUACGCUCAAGCUGCGUCUGGAAGACAUUCACAGUAAAAGAAAAGAGAAAUUGUGGGUAAAAACCUAGAGAGUCUUCUUGAGGGGAUUUUACAGAUUCCUAUAGAUCCAACUGGACUGAUUUUUGUAUCAUUGAAGUGGCCAGUCAUGAUUAAAUGGACCCCAUUCCUGUUUUGUUGUUUGUACACAAACCCAUAGCCAAGCUGAAACUGCAACAUUCUUGCAAACAUUUCUGUGCAUCAAAACCGAGGAGGGCAAGAAACCUGCUCGAUUUCCUGAUGUUUCACCCAGACAGACCACUUUUGUGAUUGUGAGAAAGAGUAGUUGUUGAUUAGGCCUGCCGACUAAAUGUGGGACGGGUACAAAUUUUGAGAAAUAGCACAUUUACACGCGAGCUCAAUGGCAGCGGGCUUGAAGUGAUGCUUAUAAUUGGGGAAAGUACUGAAAAGCAGCAGCUCUGAUGUUCCGCUGUCUUUCUCAUCCACUAAUUUCAAAAUCAGAUUCACAGAAUGUGGAAGUUAAUAAUUAUCAGGGGAAUAAUUCUCCUAAACUCAGAAGCUUCCCGUAACAUUUGCAUAGUGGGAUAUUUGUUUCCAGCCUCUGGGAGUCAAGGGCUUCUCAGAAUUUAACUAGAGACCAGUUGCUCUACAAUAAAGACUGAGGGAGAAUGAGACCUCACGUGCUCUCGACACUGUAACUUGAUGUUGUCACUGUUGCUAACGCUUGUCAGGAUAUUGAGCAUCUCAGCAGAAAUAUAGGGAACAUAUAUGUAUAAAACCAAAGUGCUACUUUCACAGGAUCAUUUUUCAAAACUGCAUUUUCGGACAAGGCUUCCACUUUGCACGCUCCUCCCCCCUCCAGUUUGGCUGGCGGCGAGAGAAGGGCUUAAAAAAAAAAAUCCGUCUUUUAAAAAUCAAGUUACAGGAGACUGUGAAAUGCCCAAGCACAGGGAGCACGCACUUGAUUUUCUGAAUCUGAUGCGUUCUCAAGCCUGAUAAAAGCACAAAGGAGCAGUUUGAUACGCGUGUAUAAGGUUCCCCAAACACAACUCUCCGAAUUGUAUCUCCCUUGAGUAAAGCAGAGCCAGUGGGAUAGAGGACCUCGGUUGUAAGUUUUUGUAGCAAGCGUUUUUACUAAUUCUCGUUCUCUGGGGAGGCUUUCUCUUUCUCACCUGUGGCAAAACGAAUGCUUCACGCCUUCUUGUCCUUGUUUACACAUCGGCAGCGUAGCCCAGUUUGAAGCAUGUAUCUGGUUGUCAGAUCCCCGCCCAGUCCCUGCCUGUCCUUGGGCGUCCCCCACCUCCAGAGACCGCACAGCAAUUUGCAAGCACAAUUUCUCCGGGCACCUUCUGUGAAUGUGGACGGGGUUGGAUCGGCCCCUCUCUGGCCAUUUGGUUCCUUGCUUGAAGAUGAUGGAGAUGCGGUGUUAGGAGGCUUACCGCAGUCUUUCUUACCUUCUCCUCUCCCCAUCCGGCUUGAUGAUGCUCUGGAAGGGUGAGAAAUAGACUUUUCUCAAACAGUGAAGUUCAAGAGGUGCAUGCAUCUCUUUUUCAGGUGUGUCCAUGUCCAGUGAAAUGUUUUUAAUGAAAAGAUAAAGAAAAUGUGUGUGAUCCUUUAGUAACACAUCCCCUGUAUAAAGUGGAUGUAGUUUAUACCAAAAUUAUAAUAUAGAUGUAUUUUAAAAAGGUGCCUUUUUGAUUACCCUUGUUUAUCCAGUAUGGGCUUGGGAAGAAAACCAAGCAAGCAAACAAACUUCUGUCUAUUCUAUAGUAAUAUUUUAUUAUACACGACUGGUAUUUUUGUGGUGGGGAAGCGAGAUGCUCGUGACAGAUAUGGAAGGUGAUAGCCAAUUGUAUUUUACCUUUAAAGGUUUAGAACUUUAGAAAAUACUGACUUUUCCCAUCUAUUUCUGAAAAGUUCUUUGUGGAUUUAUAGACAUAGUCAGGAUGCAUAAACAUUAACUUCAGGCCUGAGACUUAAAAUACCUAUUGCAAGAUAGAAGAAUUAUGUUAUGAGGCUGAAUUCAUUGCACAUGAUGAGAUUCACUUCAUAAAUGUCAUUAUACCUUAGCUAUUUGCUUCUGAUCAUCUAAAAGUGGCAAGAGCGUGCGUGUUCUGGUUAACGUGACUCGGAGGCGAGAAAGCUUCAGUUAAAUGAGAAGCGAUGUAAACUCAGUUAAGAAUGCUAAAAUGAAAGUCUCUUUCUGAAGUAGUCUACGCCCCUUAGGAUCCUUUCCAGGCAACUGACUGUCAACUGUUAAU